This is a messenger RNA of Dreissena polymorpha, 1168 nucleotides long. RefSeq names its product galectin-9-like. NCBI's taxonomy places the organism in Eukaryota, Metazoa, Mollusca, Bivalvia, Myida, Dreissenidae. Gene Ontology annotation, molecular function: carbohydrate binding; galactoside binding. The transcript is spliced from 9 exons. The record is from RefSeq and is a predicted model, not a curated record. Bases 77 to 1009 code for a protein of 310 amino acids.
GUUGCGCUUCUGUUCAGUCGACUUCACAAGCUUUGUAAACAAAUAUAACUAUUUUAAACUUGAACACCUUGUGACGAUGGCUUAUGUAAUUAAAAAUCCGACAACCCCGUACGUGGGCCUUAUUCCCGUGGGAAUGACAGAGGGUGCCACUAUCCACGUGAGAGGCACCUACGAGAGUCACCACUCAGGGUUCCUAAUCAGCCUUCAGUGUGGUGGAAGUACGGACCCAAGGAGUGAUUGUGCACUGGCCUUCAAUCCGCGUUUCAACGAACACCAGGUCGUCCGAAACAGUCUGCAAAGCGGCUCUUGGGGAGUGGAAGAGCGUCACGGAAGUUUCCCCUUUCAGGGCGAAAAUGUUGACGUGUCGAUCGUGGUUCAUGCAGGAUAUUAUUCGGUGAUGGUGAACGGCCGCCACUUCUGCGACUACAACCACCGCAUCCCGCUACCCCGGGUGAGCCACAUCUCCGUGGAACAGGGGAUCCGUAUCCGGGAGAUCGUCUUUGAGACAUCAACGGGAUACCCCCAUCCGGCGCCCGGAUACCCCGGUAUUCCAACCGGAUCGUCUGGGCCUGUCGGUUCGAUUCUCCAUCCGCCCGUUCCGUUCGUACACAACUUGGGGUCCGUCUAUCCGGGAAGGAUGAUUUUCAUCAGCGGUAUCCCACAUCCUUAUCCCAGCAGGUUCACUGUCAACUUUGAGAGCAAGCCGAACGGGCCGGACAUUGCCUUCCACUGCGACUUCCGUUUCAACUUCGGUGAGAAUCAUAACGUGAUCGUGCGCAACACGCAGACGAACAAUAAGUGGGGACCAGAAGAGCGCCCUGUCAGUAACUUCCCCUUGCUCCCGAAUGUCUUUUUUGAGAUGAUAUUCCUCGUGGAGCAGCAUUGCUUUAAGGUUGCAGUGAACAACGUCCAUCUGCUGGAAUACAAACAUAGGCUGCAACCACUGAGCAAGUUCACGUUUCUGAGAAUAGAUGGUGACGUUAGAAUCACGCAAGUGCGCUACCAGUGACCACUUUCAUAUCAUGUCAGAAGAUUCCGCUGAACAUACCGGAGCGAUUGUAAAUAAUUCAGCGAAUGAGUUUAAUUAUACAUAUUUAGAAUAAUUGUCUUUUAAAAACAAUAUAUGUUAACACAUAAAUGUUGAGUUUUGAUAAAAUUGUGUAAUCGA